AUGCUAGGGUUCCGCGGUACCCUGGUUGAAUACCGCUGGUGUAAGGACACAAAUGUCCAGGGACGCAAUUGUCUGAUACGCAAUUGUUCAGAGGGCAAAUAUCCUACAACUGUCCUUUCAUCUGUUCAUAUCUAUCUAUCUCUCUGUCUUUCUAUCGAUUUCAGUCUGUUCAUAUCUAUCUCCUCUGUUCUAUCUAUCUAUCUAUCUUCUAUCUAUUCAUCUAUCUAUCUCAAUCUGUUCAUAUCUAUCUAUCUAUCUAUCUAUCUAUCUAUCUAUCUAUCUAUCUAUCAGUAUCCCGCCAUCUUCACUCUGAACAGAUGCCACGACAAGAAGAGAGAAAUCUCCAGCGUUACCUUUCUAUUCAUCUUGCCUGGAGGAUCAACCAGCAACACCUACCAGUUCAAUACAGCAAAACAAAAGUUUCCUAUCAUUGAAGUUUUCCUCGAGGGCUAUGCACAGUAUAAUAAAGUAAACGUAUUUCUUUCUUAUAUCUGGGCACAUAUUUCUCUGGAAUGUCAGGGCGCACUUGGACAUCCUCCAAGGGGCAACCUAGACAUCUUCCAUGGCGCACCUAUACAUUUUCCAGGGCGCACCUAG
Molecule: messenger RNA, 597 nt
Organism: Acanthosepion pharaonis
Lineage: Eukaryota; Metazoa; Mollusca; Cephalopoda; Sepiida; Sepiidae
Source: the annotation of a GenBank genome assembly